Molecule: messenger RNA, 900 nt
Organism: Corticium candelabrum
Lineage: Eukaryota; Metazoa; Porifera; Homoscleromorpha; Homosclerophorida; Plakinidae
Exons: 1
Coding region: 1-900 (299 amino acids)
Molecular function (GO): zinc ion binding
Source: RefSeq, a predicted model, not a curated record
AUGGAGUGUAUGUCUCAGAAAAGACUUCAUGACACGUGGAAACAAUACCAACAACUAUUCGGAGCAAGUCAUUCGGAGCAAGUCAUUCGUAUCACCAAAGACAUUAUAUUUGAUAGGUUGAAGGCUUAUAAUGCCAUUCAAAUGUUUAAUUUUGUGACUAAAACAAUGGAUAUGUACUACAAGCGUCGACUACUUGCUUUGGCUGGCAACCGACUAGAUCAUUUUGUAGCACUUCGGUUUACAAUUUCAGGAAUGAAUGCAGACAAAGCACCCCUUCCACACACAAUCCAUGCCACUGAAUCAGAAGAUGUCUACACAGUUGAAAGCAGAACACAAAAGAACCAGACUUGGAUUGUAGACCUACGAGCAGGAACAUGCACUUGUCCAAGAGGAAGAGAAGGGCAGCCAUGUGCACACCAGCUAUCAGCAUCACUGAAAUAUCGACGACACUGUCUCAACAAAAUCCCAACAGCAUCGGCAGUUGGACGACGUCUAUAUGCCCAAGUAGCAGUUGGAAAAGACACCCUACCCCUGCAGUUCUACAGCCACCUUCACCAAAAGGAAGAAGACAACUACAUGGAAACCUUAGGUGUUGAACCAGAAUGGAAACAGGAAAAUGAAUGCCUCCUGUCAGGCCGGCAGAGUAUCACAUCAGAUGAGAGUGCACUCAAAGUUUCCCUUACAGCUCAGGGACAUGACUUUGAUACACCAGAAAAUCCUGAAUGCUUGUCAAUUGAAAAGACUUUGUCAGUACAAAACAUGACUAGUGAAUAUGAUGAUGUCACAGCUGGUCUUGCAAACACAAUGGAAGACAUUCACCAAAAACUGGAAAGUGGAGAUGAUGAAUUCCUAAAAUCGGUAAAAGAAUUUUGCAAGCAGUACAAGAAAAUAGUGGAAUGA